GAGGCGCGGGGACGCCGGGGUGGCUGCGAUGGUGGCCACGUGCCUGCAGGUUGUGGGCUUCGUCACGAGCUUCGUGGGUUGGAUCGGGAUCAUCGUCACCACGUCCACCAAUGACUGGGUGGUGACUUGCGGCUACACCAUCCCGACGUGCCGCAAGCUGGACGAGCUGGGCUCCAAGGGGCUGUGGGCGGACUGCGUCAUGGCCACGGGGCUGUACCACUGCAAGCCCCUGGUGGACAUCCUCAUCCUGCCGGGCUACGUGCAGGCCUGCCGAGCCCUGAUGAUCGCAGCCUCAGUCCUGGGCCUGCCGGCCAUUCUCCUGCUGCUGACAGUUCUCCCCUGCAUCCGCAUGGGCCAUGAGCCUGGCGUGGCCAAGUACAGGCGGGCCCAGCUGGCUGGGGUUCUGCUCAUUCUGCUGGCUCUCUGCGCCAUUGUUGCCACCAUCUGGUUCCCUGUGUGCGCCCACCGCGAGACCACCAUCGUGAGCUUUGGCUACUCCCUGUACGCCGGCUGGAUUGGUGCCAUUCUCUGCCUCGUGGGUGGCUCUGUCAUCCUCUGCUGCUCUGGAGAUGCGCAGGCCUUUGGUGAAAACCGUUUCUACUAUUCUUCGGGCUCCAGCUCCCCCACUCACGCCAAGAGUGCCCACGUAUAAGAGAGCUGCCGGCCUGCCCACGGAGGUGCUGUAGAUGCUGGGCCCAGGGCCCUAGGUUUGCUCACCACAGAUGGGAGAAGCCCAUUCCUCUGUCAGGCUCCGAAGCCAAAGGUCUAGAAAAGCAUCCUGUCUGGCAUUUUGUAGUCUUAACACCCUCUCCCAUUUUGUUGCCUUAAAAAAUAAAUCUUUAGCUCAGAUAA
Myotis brandtii (Brandt's bat) is the source of this 852-nucleotide messenger RNA. It is a transcript of the gene CLDN11, whose product is annotated as claudin 11. Lineage: Eukaryota; Metazoa; Chordata; Mammalia; Chiroptera; Vespertilionidae. Gene Ontology annotation, molecular function: structural molecule activity. Gene Ontology annotation, biological process: cell adhesion; bicellular tight junction assembly. Gene Ontology annotation, cellular component: bicellular tight junction; plasma membrane. Bases 29 to 652 code for a protein of 207 amino acids. The record is from RefSeq and is a predicted model, not a curated record. The transcript has 3 exons.